This is a messenger RNA of Plenodomus lingam JN3, 204 nucleotides long. NCBI's taxonomy places the organism in Eukaryota, Fungi, Ascomycota, Dothideomycetes, Pleosporales, Leptosphaeriaceae. The record is from RefSeq and is a predicted model, not a curated record.
AUGUCCAAGACUUGGUCGCCUGAUCCUCGGUCGCUGACUCGGCACGCGAAAGAUAUGGUUGCUGUUGGCUCACAACCGCGCAAUGCGCGCUUAGCGCGUUCAUGUCUUCGAUACCACUGUACAAUACCCGCGUCUGCUGCGCGAGAAGACGGGACAGGCAUGUCUUUGUCUCGGAACAAGAGUCACGCGGUGGACUUGAUCUAG